AUGGCGGCCGUAAUCCCAAUGUCGACGCAGCAGACGAACGACGCCGAGGUAGACACGCAGUUCAAGGACAUCCUCGGCCCCGCGGGCUGCACCACGUGCAAGUACGAGCGAGUACGGGAGCUCGGCUCCGGCUCCUUUGGAAAGGCCCUUCUCGUCCGCCGUGUCUCGGACGGCCAGCUGCUCGUGGCCAAGCGCAUGGAUCUGGCGGCGAUGUCGGAGAAGGAUAAGAAGUACGCCACGGCCGAAAUACAGUGCCUGGCCUCGUGCGAUCACUUCGCCGUCAUCAAGUACUACGAGGACUUCAUUAUGGAGCCGUACAUGCUGAUCAUUAUGGAGUUUGCCGAUGCGGGUGACCUGAACAUGCAGAUUAAACAGCGUGCGAAGGAUGGGUACGUGCACUUCGAGGAGCACGAGGUCGGCUACACCUUUGUGCAGCUGGCCAUGGCCGUCGAUCACGUCCACCGUCGCCGUAUGCUGCACCGCGACAUCAAAGGCGCGAACGUCAUGUUGAUGACGAACGGUGUGAUCAAACUUGGCGACUUCGGCUUCAGCCACCAGUACGAGAACACCGUGAGCAGCCCAGUGGCGGUCACCUUCUGUGGCACGCCCUAUUACCUCGCUCCGGAGCUGUGGAACCACCAAAAGUACAGCAAGAAGGCGGACGUGUGGGCGAUGGGAAUUCUCUUGUUUGAGAUGAUGGCGCUGCGCCGCCCGUUUGUGGGGCAAGGCAUGCGGGCACUGUCGGAGGCCGUCAUGACGAACAAGCGCGACUGCGAGCUACCGGCGCAAUACAGUAGUCAGCUGAAGGAGCUGUGCAAUAUAAUGCUGCAGGCCGACCCGAACCGCCGGCCGUCGUGCGCGCAGCUCUUCAAGCUGCCACACAUGGUGAAGCUGCUCUCUGAUUUCGAGACCAGCGUGGACAACUCUCAGCUGGUAAGCGAAACCCUCAAGAAGAAGAUCCACGAGAACGUGGCGGAGAUUCGGCAGACCAAUGCGAACGACCCAGAGGCGUUCACCUUUGUCGGUCACGUCGGCACCAUUUCCACGUCGGUCUUCUAUGAGGGGUAUGUCCGUAAGGAGAGCACGAAUACGUGGAAGGAGCGCUUCCUCGUCCUGCGCGACGGGGGCCUUGUCAUUAGUCGGCGCAAGGGCGAUAAGGAGACGAAGCCGCUGCCAGUCACCUUCAUCAACAGCGUGGUCUUUGUGCCGGAGCACACAGCGUGCUCCCCGGGCGUGUUUGCGAUUAAUUUAACGGACUCGAAGACGAUGUGGUUCCAGGCACUGCCACCAGAAAAGGCGGAGAUGUGGGUACACAAGAUUCAGCAGGCCAUCGGUGUCUCGUAG
This is a messenger RNA of Leptomonas pyrrhocoris, 1344 nucleotides long. RefSeq names its product putative serine/threonine-protein kinase a. The record is from RefSeq and is a predicted model, not a curated record. The transcript has a single exon. Gene Ontology annotation, biological process: protein phosphorylation. Gene Ontology annotation, molecular function: protein kinase activity; ATP binding. NCBI's taxonomy places the organism in Eukaryota, Euglenozoa, Kinetoplastea, Trypanosomatida, Trypanosomatidae. Bases 1 to 1344 code for a protein of 447 amino acids.